AUGUCAUUUCGUGGACGAGGCGGUGGUGGUAGAGGAGGUGGUGGAGGCAGAGGUGGUGGAUUUAGAGGAAAUAAUCGUGGAGGUGACAGAAAUAGAGGGUACGAUCAAGGUCCACCAGAAUCUGUAACAUCUUUAGGGCACUUUGAAUGGUCAGUCCAGGAUGAUCUUGUAGCUAAAGUAGAUAUUGAACAAGUUCCAUUUUUUAAUGCUCCAAUUUACACUGAAAAUAAACAACAAAUUGGAAAAAUUGACGAAAUAUUUGGCAAUAUUCGGGAUUAUUAUGUUUCAAUAAAACUUUCGGAAAACGUAAAGGCUUCAAGUUUUGAAAAAAAUUUUAAGUUAUUUAUCGAUCCAGCUAAAUUACUACCUCUUCAAAGAUUUUUACCAAAGCCACCAGGAUCAAUUGAGAAACGAGGUGGUCGUGGUGGUGGAGGACGAGGAGGUAGAGGUGGUAGUCGCGGUAAUAGUCGAGGAGGAAAUAGAGGAGGCGGUGGUGCUGGAGGAUUUGGUUUUGGUGGUCGUGGCUCUAGAGGCGGCGGUGGAGGUGGAUUCCGUGGACGUGGUGGAUUUGGGCGAGGUGGAAAUAGUCGUGGAGGAAGAGGAGGAGGAGGUGGAGGAGGAAGAUGGUGA
Messenger RNA from Cotesia congregata, 630 nucleotides. The record is from the annotation of a GenBank genome assembly. Lineage: Eukaryota; Metazoa; Arthropoda; Insecta; Hymenoptera; Braconidae.